AUGGAACUUCCUCGGACUAUUACCGUGACUGGUCCAGGCGCGGACUACACUUUCCGGAUCAGACUCCAAAGCGAUGCAAACCCCGACGUUGUACAGGGUAUCCUGAGCCAACUUCCUCUGGAAAGCUUCUGUCUACACGUAGUUGUGGCGGGAGAAACCAUUUAUAUGCCGGCACCAAGCAUCUCACUUGGAUCUAAGAACAUGGUGGAGAGGCACAUGGGCACGGUCUACUUCAACACCACGAGUCAAUCCAUUUGCUUCUGUUAUGGAGCUGUCACGGAGAGUACCAAAGUCAAUCAGUUUGCAGAGGUCGUUGAAGAAGACCUCUCGAAUUUGAUUCGAUUUGGAAAGCUAGUUUACCAAGAGACAAUUAACCAGAAACUGCCGAGAAUUGUACCCAUAUCUGUUCGCCUAAACGGUAACAAUGUCCCUACUACGAGCCCGUUAGUGGAAUCUCUGUCUAUCCGCACUCCUGUGGGAGAUUGGAGGUCAGUGAAGCAGAUCAUUGAUCGAAAGUGUGAGCAGCUCAGGCGACCAGAAGAACCGGACGAGAUCAAAAACAUCCGGCUUGGAGCUGUCAAAACGCGGGCUGGCGGCGAGUCAAGCCCUUUUCAAGCCACUAUUUUCCUCCAAGGAUCUCUGUCUACGCUGGGACCACACGUGUUUUCGCGACUGCUCUCUCUUUCAGAGGAUCCCGAUAUUAGUCUAUCUUUGAUCGUUCGACAAACGAGAGUCUUUCUGCUGGAUACUUUCGAUCAUUUCAAAUUCCUUAAUGAUCUAGGCUUGAAAGGUCUCGAUACUAUCGGAGCUGCCUAUGAGCAGGCAUUAGGGUCACUGGAGAGCUUAGACGACUAUAGAGCGUUGACCGACUCGGUGCGAACUCUGAUUCAACUCUUCUACCGAUGGGUGCAUCUCAUUUUCCCCUGGUAUUUGAAAUCGGAUUUCCCUGGACGGACAGAGGAAGAGGUCGCCGCCCUGCCAAAGCUCGAAGUGUACAACUCUACAGCAUAA
Messenger RNA from Clonostachys byssicola, 1011 nucleotides. Lineage: Eukaryota; Fungi; Ascomycota; Sordariomycetes; Hypocreales; Bionectriaceae. The record is from the annotation of a GenBank genome assembly.